AAAAACAUUUGUCCUUUAUCGAUUAUAUUAGGUAAAUAAAUUCAAACAGUUUUUAUCAAAGCAGAAAACCAUGGCAACGGCAGAUUGUUGGAAUUAACAAAAAAACUAAACCAUACACUAUUAAUUGUAUGCCACGUCAAAUUUAAUCAUUAUAAAAGAGUAAUUAAAUAAUAAUUUUAAAACAUUGGAAACAUCACUAAAUUUCCUAUAUUCAUUGAGGAAUAAUGCCAAAAAAGAAGAAAAAGGGUGUAGAAAAGGAGAAGAAGGCAAAGAAAAAAUCUUUCAUCAAUGAGAGGGAAACAUUAUCGUUCGAACAACAAAUUUUAGAUAACAAUAGACAGUUGGUCAGACUUCGAUCUCGAAAUGCAGAGCUUGAAAGUGAAAUGGAAAAAGUAAAGGACAAAUAUGAUCAGUUGGAGGAGGAUAGAGCAGAUGUUGUGGCUCACUUAAAGAGAAUUUUAAAUGAAAGAACCUUGGAAGCUCAAGAAUUACAUGAGCAGCUACUGGCUUUCGAUCAGGUUCGUAAAGAGGAACAACAGGCGUUUAAAAAAAGAGAAGAGUCUUUGGAGCAAGAAUUUCGCACAAUGGAAAGUAAUUUGAGUGCUGAAGUGAAACUAGCAGAGGGCAAGCUGAAUUCCUUGGAAGAAUGGAGGAUUGCAAGAUUAGAUUUAAUGAACAAGUUUGAAGAGCAAGAGAAGCAAAUGUCUGAACAAGAGAAAAGCCACAAGGAGACUUUAUAUGAGGCUGAAAAGGAAUUGAUUUUGGGAAAAGCCAAAAUGCAAAUUGAGAUGGAAGAACGUUUAAUUGAAUUGGCUCAAAAAUUUCAAGCAGCAACCACAAUCAGAAUAGCAGAUGAAACUCAUAAAGCUAUCCAAGAAAAUAUUUCCUUGAAUCGAGAAUUGGAUUCAAUUUUUCGCACCUGUAGAGAGUUGGAUUAUCAAAAUAAGGAAUUCAAAGAUCGAGACCAAUUUCUGAGACUUCAAAUUUCACUUUACAAUUCAGAAGCGAAAAUGGCUUUGAAAAAAGUACUCAAGCAAAAUCAAAUUAUUAAUAAGCUUUCGGAUGAUCAUUUAACGAUGAAUUUAAUUUAUGGAAGGGUUCAAAGAGCUGAAGCUCUCGUCCAAAGAAAUGAAUCAUUAAUGGAAAAUUGCAAAAAAAACUGUUGCGACAUGUUCAAAAAAAUACAAACUCUAGAGCAACAUAUUGAAAAGUCAAAGAAAAGUGAAGAGGAAAUUAUGGAAGAAGUAUGCAAGAAUCAUAAGGAAAUUGAAAACCUUGAAACGAUUUUAGAAAGAGCCAAAAAUUGCUUUAAAAAUGCUUUAGAUAUACAAGACGAAAUUUCUGAUGAAAAUGUGUGUUCUUCAUGUCAUUCUGAAGUUAAAGAAAAACUUUUACACUCUCUUCUAGAUAUAUUAACAACUUAUCAGCCCUCUAAAAUGACAAUCAGCAAAACUUCUCUUCAGGAGCGUCCAGAGUCUGUACCUUUAGAUCAUUACAAGCCAGGAAAUUUGGGAUUAUUAAAAUGAGUACACUAUUUAAUGUAUGUUGAAAACUUGCCAAAAUAACCAAAAAUAACACAUCGCACAUCAUAUAUACAUAUUUACAUUCGCUUGUCAAAAUUUUAAAGUCUUGACAAAAAACUCUUGCGUACAAAAUUAUUGUAUGUACAACAAAAAUUCAUCCAUAGUAAAUCAUCCAUAAAUAAUAUGGUUGAUUACAAAAAUAUAGAGAAAGGAAACAUUUCUCUUACAAAGAGUCUUCAAUCUCCCGAUGUUGAAACGAGUGAUCA
Leptopilina heterotoma is the source of this 1789-nucleotide messenger RNA. RefSeq names its product cilia- and flagella-associated protein 157. NCBI's taxonomy places the organism in Eukaryota, Metazoa, Arthropoda, Insecta, Hymenoptera, Figitidae. Gene Ontology annotation, cellular component: cilium; ciliary basal body. Gene Ontology annotation, molecular function: microtubule binding. The coding region runs from base 225 to 1526 and encodes 433 amino acids. The transcript is spliced from 6 exons. The record is from RefSeq and is a predicted model, not a curated record.